AUGCCCAGGACCUUGGCUGCGAUGGAAAACUGGGAACUCCUGGUCUGCCGCUCAUUCCCCAGCAUCAUGGUCAUCCGCUGCGCCUCCAGCGCCGUGUUCAUAUUCUUCCUCCCCCAUUGGCUCAACAAGACGCUCGACGGCUGGGCCGGCGCAUUUGUAAGCGCCCGCCUACUCCGCGCGACCUUUCGAGGCAUCAGGGAACCGCGUUUGGAUAUCCUAUUCGAACGCAAGAGAGGGCCGUCCGACGGGUCCCCAGAGGGAAAACGCAGGAUUUUGUCGGAUCAUAAUACGGUCCUGGACGUCCUGGAGACUGCUUCUUCUGCCCCAGGCGUAUCCAGCAUCAAUGGCGACGAAAAGCAGAAACAGCUCGAGAAGACCGCUUCCGUCGAUUCGAGUGUGUAA
Molecule: messenger RNA, 402 nt
Organism: Pyricularia oryzae 70-15
Lineage: Eukaryota; Fungi; Ascomycota; Sordariomycetes; Magnaporthales; Pyriculariaceae
Exons: 2
Coding region: 1-402 (133 amino acids)
Source: RefSeq, a predicted model, not a curated record